Molecule: messenger RNA, 2073 nt
Organism: Protopterus annectens (West African lungfish)
Lineage: Eukaryota; Metazoa; Chordata; Ceratodontiformes; Protopteridae
Product: keratin, type I cytoskeletal 19-like
Exons: 8
Coding region: 80-1486 (468 amino acids)
Molecular function (GO): structural molecule activity
Source: RefSeq, a predicted model, not a curated record
GUGUGCACUUGCUCCUACACCUGUCUUUAUUUUGGCUAGUUUUCUGUUAGUCCUAACAGUUCAAUCUGUAAUUGAGAACAUGACAAGCCAGGUCGCAAUUUCAAGGCAGUCUAGAUCUGUUAGAGGUCCAAGUAGUAGUACACAUGUCUCUCAGAGAUUAUGUGGAUCUUUCCCAGUUGCCCAAAAGGCUUAUAGUGUGUGCGGGGCACGAAUGGGUGGCCGAACACAAGCUUCAGUGCCUUUUGUCCUGGGGUCCUCUGGCUUAGUAUCAUCUUCGUAUGGUGGUCUGGGUUCUGCAGCAGGUUGCUUUGGAGGGGGCUUCAGUAGUGGUUCAGGCUUAGGUGGCGGUGCAAGUUUUGGUGGUGGUGCAGGAUUUGGCAGUUUUUCUGCAACCUUGGCUGGUGCAGGUGAUGGUGGUUUCCUAUCUGGAAAUGAAAAGGCAACCAUGCAAAACCUGAAUGACCGUCUGGCUUCCUACCUGACUAAAGUACAUGACCUAGAGAAGGAAAACUCUGCACUGGAGCUAAAGAUUAAAGACUGGUAUCUGAAGCAAACUCAUGGUGGGGAAGGGACAGGCCGUGACUACAGUGAAUAUGAAAAGACCAUUGAUGACUUGAGGGAUAAGAUCCAGAAUAUUACUGUGGGGAAUGCCAAUAUCUUGUUAAGUAUCGACAAUGCAAAACUGGCUGCUGAUGACUUCAGACUCAAGUAUGAAAAUGAGCUGAACAUGAGACAAUGUGUUGAAGCAGACAUAAAUGGUAUGCGUAGACUUCUGGAUGACUUGACCCUGAGCAGGGCUGAUCUGGAGUCACAGAUCGAAUGCAUGAAAGAAGACCUAGCCUAUACAAAGAAGAACCAUGCAGAUGAAAUAUCCUCACUGCACUCCCAUGUCACUGGAAAUAUUAACGUCGAAGUAGAUGCAGCUCCUGGCACUGACAUGAUGAAAGCACUGGCAGAAAUAAGGCACGACUAUGAAACCAUAAUAGAGAAAAAUAACGCAGAUGCUGAAGCAUGGUUCAACAAACAGGCUAGUGAACUGAGCAAGGAAAUGACUGUUAGCACAGAAGCACUCCAGACUCACAAGACAGAGAUAACAGACCUGAGACGCACCUUGCAGGGAUUGGAAAUUGAAUUGCAGGCUCAGCUUGCCAAGAAAGGAUCAUUAGACAACACAUUGAGAGAUACAGAGUCUCGCUAUGGUACAAUGUUGCAAGACAUUCAAAUAUCAAUCAAUAAUUUAGAAGCCAGUCUGGCCAAUAUCCGAUCAGAAAUUGAAUGUCAAUCACGGGAGUAUCAACUGCUCUUGGAUGUCAAAACAAGACUGGAAAAAGAGAUCAAUGACUACCGUCAGCUGCUGGAAGGAGAAGAUGGCAGAUAUGCAACAUCUUCAGGUCCAAAGUCCUCCCUAAAUAUCAAAACAAUUGUGGAAGAAUACAAGGAUGGAAAGAAGAUAUCACAGAAGGAGGAGAGGCAUUUAAGGAUGUAAAGUUUACCUAGACCCUUGUGUGCCUACUAUCAACCUGUGAUCAAGGGGAUAAUUUAGAUGUAUUAAUGUUAAGCAAAUGCCGUAUGGGUGAAAGGGAAAACAUGGGAAUGGCAGAUUACAUUCACCAUGACAUAGCUAGCAACAUUCAGUCAAAAAGCAUAAAAGUUGUUGAUUUCUUUCAUAUUGAGUGUGGCCAUUUACUAUCAGUAGAGUGUAGAGAUGGCUAUCAGCAAAAGCAAAAUUGAUUUUUAAAUGGAUAAAAAUCUUUUGCUCCAGAGAGGACUUUUCUUUUCUACAUUGCAAAAAACAGAAAAAGAAUUGUAAGAUUGAAAACCAGGACCAUGCAUUUGACUUGUGUUUGAAGUACACUGUAAAUAAUAUGAUCCAGCCAGAAAUUCAUCAGUUGUAGUCACGGAACAUUCACAGAACAGUCAGAAGUGAGUUUAGAUAAACAGCCAUAUUACUCAUGACUAGCUUGUCUCAUUUUUGUAUUAACACCAUAAUGUUUAAUUUAGCUUAUGUCACUAUUGAGAUCUGUCUGUACUUUUUUUCAGAUGAAAGAUGUAAUAAAGUCUUUUUCUAUUGAA